This is a messenger RNA of Staurois parvus, 300 nucleotides long. NCBI's taxonomy places the organism in Eukaryota, Metazoa, Chordata, Amphibia, Anura, Ranidae. The record is from the annotation of a GenBank genome assembly.
CAGUCAUGUGAUCAGCUGUGUCCAAUCACAGCUGAUCACAAAUCAUCAGGGCACUGAUGAUCAGUGUGCCCUGAUGAUCAGUGUAGCCCCAGCAGUGCCACCUGUCAGUGUCCAUCAGUGCUCAUCAGUGUCACAUAUCAGUGCCCAUCUGAGCUGCCUUUCAGUGUCACCUAUCAUUGCUGCCAAUCAGUGCCACCUGUCAGUGCCGCCUUUCAGUGCCGCUUAUCAGUGCCCAUCACUGCAGCCUCAUUAGCGCACAUCAGUGAAGGAGAAAAAUCACUUAUUUACAAAAUUGUAUAA